Molecule: messenger RNA, 1337 nt
Organism: Malania oleifera
Lineage: Eukaryota; Viridiplantae; Streptophyta; Magnoliopsida; Santalales; Ximeniaceae
Exons: 2
Coding region: 129-938 (269 amino acids)
Source: RefSeq, a predicted model, not a curated record
AAAAAGCAGCAAGCAGCUUCAAAUCUCUCCUUUUAUACUACUGCAAGAACCCACCUAGCCCCUCUACCCUAUUUCAGUUUAACGCUUCUCUCUCCCUCUGUCCCUCUCUGCUCUCUCUCUCUCUCUUGAUGGAGGAUCAAUGCAGCAAUCUUAGCUGGGCUUUCUGCCACCCAGGAGAACAGGGAAUGGAAGAGCUGAGGCGGUCUCUUCUGCUCACUACUCUGGAGCUGCAGAAAACAAUCCUAGCAGCCCAAGAGGAAAUUACCAAAAGAGAAGAAGAGAUCAUCCACCUAAGUGAUCUUCUCAACAGAACCAUCAAAGAGAGAGAGACAGCCCAAGCCAAAUGCCAAAAGCUGCUUCUUGACAAACUCAACAUGCUCCAACAACAAAAACUAAAGCAACCCAAUACUACCGCCACCGCCACCACCCCCACCAUUCCUCCUCUGUCCAUUAAUUCCGGUACUUCUAGCAGUGAGGACAACCUCAGAGACUCCAGCAAUGGGUUUUCGAGCUCCGACUCCGAAGGCAACACCGCAAACGCGUCUUCUGCACCGGCAACCGCUCGCAGGAAUGUCCACCAAGUAUUGCAGGCCGUGCCGCCAGUACCGCAGAAGCCGUUGCCGGAGAAGGGGAAGCUGUUGAAGGCAGUGAUGGAAGCCGGGCCGCUCCUUCAGACGCUCCUCCUGGCCGGACCGCUCCCGCGGUGGCAGCACCCCCCUCCCCAGCUUGAGUCUAUCGAGAUUCCGCCGGUGUCGAUUCCGUCGCCUAGGCUGCCUAACUGUCUCCCACUGGUACUGCAAGACCCAGCUGGGGUGGGCAUGACGUUCAAUGGCUGCAGCAGUAGUAGUCUGAGUAAGAAAAGGGCUCUGCAGAUGCCAUGUGAAGAAAGGUCCAAUUCUUCUUCCCCCGGCAAGUAUCAAAGGGUUGUUAACCAUUGACCAAUAAUUCUACACAGAAGCACUAUAGAUACCCAUAUAGUCCAACUACUCAUCAUCGUCAUUAUCGUCAUUUCCUGCAUAGUAUGCACGUCCGGCCACCCAUCCCUUUCAUACUGUUAACCAUGAAAACAAAGAAGCAGUGAGAAUGGAUUGAACUGGGUGGCUGUGGCUAUCAUGUGUAGCUUUUUAGAGUUAAUUUGUACAAUAGUGCUCAUGUCUUAGGUAUGAAAACUUCUAACUUCUCCAAUAUUGAGAGAAAGAGAGGGAGAGAGAGAGAGAGAGAGAGAGAGAGAGAAAUUUUCCAAGGGGUUUAACUUCUAUGUUGGAUGGAGUUAAUAAUCUUUCCUUGUUCCCACUGCAAGUGUUCAUUGUGAAAUGGGUUUCAAAUUUUCCAGACAA